AUGGCUUCGAAUGGGAACACCCCGGCUCCUGCUGAUGAGGUGAGCAAGCCACCAGAGGGUGUGGUAUUGCCACCUAAAGACAUUCGAGCUAUUGUAGAGAAAACCGCCGGCUAUGUCGCUCGCAAUGGCAUUGUCUUCGAAGACCGGGUGCGCGAAAAGGAACGAAACAACCCCAAAUUCUCCUUCCUCAACCCCGAUGACGCUUACGCAAAUUUUUAUCAAUGGCGAUUAAACGAGAUCAAAGAGGGACGAGGUACCACGGUGGCAGCAGGCAGACCGGGAGAGCCAACAGCAGCUCCUGAACCCGAGAAGCCCAAGGGUCCCGCGGAGCCCCCAGAGUUUCACUUUUCGGCGCGGAUGCCCAUCAUCAACGCGCAAGAUUUGGAGGUCGUCAAGCUUACCGCGCUCUACGUCGCCAAGAGGGGGAAAUCGUUUAUGACCGCGCUGUCGCAGCGCGAAGCGAGGAACUUCCAGUUCGAUUUCCUGCGCCCACAGCAUAGUCUCUACCAAUUUUUCACUCGGUUGGUCGAUCAGUACACAAUUCUCCUGAGAGCGGAGGGAAUCGAUGGGUCGACAUCAGAGAAGAACAGGCUUGCUGAGCUGGAGUAUAACGUGAAGAACAAAUUCCACAUUCUAGAGCGGGCGAAACAGCGUGCCGAGUGGGUGAAAUUUCAAGAGCAACAGAAGCAGAAGAAGGAAGAAGAGGAGGAACAAGAACGAAUAACCUAUGCGCAGAUCGACUGGCAUGAUUUUGUGGUCGUCGAAACGGUUCUCUUUACGGAAACGGACGAUCAGACCGACCUUCCUCCCCCUACUUCUCUGAACGAUCUACAGUCCGCCUCCCUAGAGCAGAAGGCCAUGAUGUCGCUGAACCCGCUCCGCAUUGAAGAAGCAAUGCCAACAGAGGAAGAGGCCCCAACAUAUUACAACGCCUAUCCUGCACAGCAGCCCGAACCUAUGGUACACCCUGCUCCUCCAUCUGUAUCACCAUAUCCUCCACAGACACCCAUCCCGCAACCCUACCCGAUGGCCACCGCAGCCGCUCAGGAAGAAGAGCAACGGAUUCGUGAGCGCAUGGAGGCCCGCGAACAAGCAGCAGCCGCACAAGCCGCCGCGAGAGCAGCUCCCGGCCAGCAGCCCAUGCGCAUCCGGUCCGACUACGUACCGCGCGCCCAGGCGCGCCGUCUCAAUCCUUCGGGUGCCACUGCACCUUGCCCCAACUGUCAUCAGCAGAUUCCUGUGGCGGAACUCGAACAGCAUAUGCGUAUCGAACUGCUGGAUCCCCGGUGGAAGGAGCAGCGCGCCAAGGCCGAGUCACGUAGCGCGACCACCAACCUGUCAACUGCGGAUGUUGUGAACAACCUGAAACGCCUGGCAAGCCAGCGAAGCGACGUGUUCGACUCAUCACUUACCGCGCCCCUCGAUCCCGAGGAGGAAGCACGAAAGAAGAGAAUGGCUUUUGAGAACGUCCCCGGUGCUGGUCCUACACCGCCGAUGGUCGGUCCGACUGGGGGAGCUCCCAAUCCUCAGAGCUUGAACAUCGAGGAACAGAUCAGACACAUUCACGAGCGAUACAAACAUGGCUAA
Aspergillus clavatus NRRL 1 is the source of this 1587-nucleotide messenger RNA. Its product is annotated as putative pre-mRNA splicing factor. Gene Ontology annotation, cellular component: U2-type prespliceosome; U2 snRNP; catalytic step 2 spliceosome. Lineage: Eukaryota; Fungi; Ascomycota; Eurotiomycetes; Eurotiales; Aspergillaceae. The record is from RefSeq and is a predicted model, not a curated record. Bases 1 to 1587 code for a protein of 528 amino acids. Gene Ontology annotation, biological process: mRNA cis splicing, via spliceosome; regulation of alternative mRNA splicing, via spliceosome. The transcript is spliced from 3 exons. Gene Ontology annotation, molecular function: RNA binding.